Messenger RNA from Gastrolobium bilobum, 2455 nucleotides. RefSeq names its product THO complex subunit 4A-like. The transcript is spliced from 5 exons. Gene Ontology annotation, biological process: mRNA export from nucleus. Gene Ontology annotation, cellular component: nucleus. The record is from RefSeq and is a predicted model, not a curated record. Gene Ontology annotation, molecular function: mRNA binding. NCBI's taxonomy places the organism in Eukaryota, Viridiplantae, Streptophyta, Magnoliopsida, Fabales, Fabaceae. The coding region runs from base 192 to 956 and encodes 254 amino acids.
CACUCUCUAUCUCCUCCCUAGUUGUCGAGGAAACCCUAACCUUCUUCAUUCGCCUUUUUUUCAUCUCUUGACUCUUAUCUUCAAAGUGCCAAACCGCGUCACCUCUACCACCCUUCCCUCCGAGAUCCAAUCUCCGUUGUUUCCGUUUUUGCUUCACCGUUGAAGUUAGGGUUUCUUCUUCAUAAACAAACAUGUCUGCAGCUUUGGAUAUGACCCUCGACGAUAUCAUUAAGAACAACAAGAAAUCCGGAUCCGGCAACUCCAAGGGUCGCACCCGAGGAUCCGGAUCCGGACCGGGACCCGCUCGCCGCCUUCCCAACCGCGCCGCUAACCGUGCUGCACCGUAUACCACUGCUAAGGCGCCGGAGACGGCGUGGCAGCAUGACAUGUAUGCAGAUCAGCCCGUGCACGCGGCAGCAUAUCCAGUUCAAGGUGCUCGAGCGUCUUCCAUCGAAACGGGAACCAAGCUCUACAUAUCUAAUUUGGAUUAUGGUGUUUCCAAUGAUGAUAUUAAGGAAUUGUUUUCUGAAGUUGGUGACCUGAAACGGCAUAAUGUUCAUUACGACAGGAGUGGGAGAUCGAAGGGUACAGCUGAAGUAGUCUUCUCGCGACGAGCUGAUGCUGUAGCUGCAGUAAAGAGGUACAACAAUGUUCAACUAGAUGGGAAACCAAUGAAGGUAGAGAUUGUGGGAACAAACAUUGCUACACAGCAUGCUGUGGCUCCUGCUGCAAAUGGAGCUUUUGGAAAUUCAAAUGGAGUUCCCAGAAGUGGACAAGGGAGAAGUGGGGCAUUUGGAAGGCUGCGUGGCGGAGGAGGUAGUGGCGGAGGAGGUCGAGGACGUGGCAUUCGAAGGGGUCGAGGACGUGGAAGAGGUCGUGAUGAUUCGAAGGUAUCUGCAGAAGAUCUUGAUGCUGAUUUGGAGAAGUAUCAUGCAGAGUCAAUGCAAUUAAACUGAAGGAAUCACCCAUUUCUGUUUUCUUGCUAUUACAUUUGCGGUUGUUAGGGGCAUGGUGAUGGAACACCACCUAAUUAUGUAUCUUUAUCAUAGUCAUGCUUUUACAGAAAGGGGGAGGAUAACUUCUAGAGUGAAAACUUUUACGGUUGAUAUAUGUAGUUUGGGAUUCUGUAAUCAAAUAUUUAUUUUCAUUGGGUAUGACUAUGAAAUGUGGGUGAAGAAACAGAAGUCAGCCUGUAUUAUGCACUCGGGCUUCCUUUCAUUGGCUUUAAUCAUUUGUUUAUACAACAAGUGGCUAUGGAAGUGGGAGCCAUGAUCUUGUUUAUCCAUGCACAAAGAAAGCAUUGGCUGCAAAAUGUGGGAGGCUGCAGAAUUCACCCACAACUACUUUGUGUGCUUUGGUUAUAAUGUUACAGUGGAAUCUUCAAAUGAGGUAGAUUCCCUGUCCUCCUUUCACCCCCUUUUAAAGAAAAGGAAUUAUUUGAUCGCUUUUGGUAGUAUCAUUUUCCUAUGCUAUAAAUAUCUUGUUUGAUAUAAUCUUAAUACAAUCUUGAGAUUUUCAUAGUUAUAUGUUGUUUUAGGCGAGUAAUUUUUCUCUCGACUUUUUGGUAAUUUUGGCAUAUUAACUAGUGAGAUGGAAUUAUCAUCUGUUCUUCACCGGUUGAGUGCACUGCUCAAGCUAAGAACUUGUCAACAGAUGAAGAGCCUUCCGGUAUUAGGGUGCUGCAAGAGUUAAUAUCUAUGUUCACUCUAUUGCAUCCAGGUUAAGUGUCCCGUGUGUUUUUGAAUUCUGUUUGCAUUUUUUACCCUAUUUUUGAUCUGCAAUUCUCAGAACUGUCAGCGGGUUGAAGUUGUGCUGGUCGUUCUGACAUGACAGACUACAUUUUUACUGAUUGGAACUGUGAGGUACAUAGGAAAGGGGGAGUUGAGUCGAAGAGCCUACUUUAUUAAUGCUAAUCUGAGUAGUUUUUGAAGUUACAGUCGAACACAACUGUCGUUAUAGGGCAUCUUGAUGUACCUUACAUGGGUGUGGGAAAGUGUGCUUUGGGGAUUUUUUCACGUUGGCUGGUUGCUCCGUUUACCUUCGUGCUAUGUUUCUCCUCCGUACGGGAUGUUUCAGAACAAGCCAAUAUGAUAGCAAAAUAUUAUGUUCAUUGUAGCAGGUCACGCAAAUAAUCCACACACAUAAUAUAGUUUGUCUGGUUGUGCAAUAUUAUUGGAUUGCUUAGUUGAUUUUGACGGCAGAACUUCCGCUGGGAAAUGUUAAAUUCCUGUUGUUUGGAUUGCGGAGCUCAUACCCCGGCGUUGCUGCAAUUAGAACUUGUGGAUGUAGACUAAACAAAAAUUUGACUGUUAUUAUAAUCACUGUCAAUUUGGGAUAGCGUUUUAAUAUAAUAUGCUGUAACAUGCUAAGUUUGGUUGAUUCAGAAGAUAUUUAUUAUACUAGAGAAAUACUGUAAUAGUUAAACGCGAAGUUUUAUUGUCCAUGCUUUUUUAAU